Paramecium primaurelia is the source of this 389-nucleotide messenger RNA. The record is from the annotation of a GenBank genome assembly. Lineage: Eukaryota; Ciliophora; Oligohymenophorea; Peniculida; Parameciidae.
AUGAGUAAAUAAAUAGGAUCUAAUUUAUUGAAAAUCCUAAAAUAUAUUUAGGAUGGUAAACAGUACAACAGAAUUAAUAUAUUAAAAACGAUUACAUUUUACUUUCUGCAGAAUAUUAAGCACUGAUUCCAAUCUAUCUAAGAAGAUUAUUAUACCUCAAUAAAGAAAUUAGUGAUCUGAUUGUUAAUUAAUUAUUAAUAAUUGAUGAAAAUAGACAAUCUUUAUUAGAUAUAUAGAAACACCUGAAUAAAUAAGUAUUGAAGCAAGAAUUGAAAUAAAUAAUAUAACGGAAAGAGAACUAUUUGCAUAGUCAAUUGGAAAUAUAUAAUUUUUGUUAUGAAGUUUGGGGCAAAUUGAAUUAAUAUUAUGCAACUAUUCAAACUAUUUGA